AUGAAUGUAUGGGCCGGAAAAGCAAUUUUGGGGCAACAAAUUAUUUCGGUGUUUGCUUUGAGGGGAGACAAUCAAGAAAAAGAUAUGGCUAAGCGUUUCUCCAAGGAGUACAAUGCCCGAACCGCAAAUCAACUUGGUGAUAUAAUUCCUGUUGUAAGCACAUUCUACGAUGAUAAGAGUUUCACUUUUAUCCUCAAGACACCUCCAGCUUCGGAAGUGGCAAAUAACAAGCAACAACUCAAAAAAGCUUUGAAAAAGCUAGAGAAAAAGGAGGAUGAGCUCAUUGAAAAAGUCAUGAGGGAGAACAAGCAAAAAGAGAACAACUUGAAGAGACAGAAGCUAGAGAAGAAAGAAAAGGGGAGGAAGGGGAAUAACACUCUAGAAGCUACCACUUCAGAUGCUGCUCCAGAUUCUACUGCCCCAAAUGCUGCUCCAGAUGACCAUAUGCUAUUGCCCCAGAGGCUACUCCAAAUGCUACUGCUUCAGAGUUACUGA
Messenger RNA from Camelina sativa (false flax), 495 nucleotides. RefSeq names its product large ribosomal subunit protein uL11c. Lineage: Eukaryota; Viridiplantae; Streptophyta; Magnoliopsida; Brassicales; Brassicaceae. Gene Ontology annotation, molecular function: structural constituent of ribosome. The record is from RefSeq and is a predicted model, not a curated record. Gene Ontology annotation, biological process: translation. Gene Ontology annotation, cellular component: ribosome.